This is a messenger RNA of Musa acuminata subsp. malaccensis (wild Malaysian banana), 2420 nucleotides long. RefSeq lists its product as uncharacterized. The record is from RefSeq and is a predicted model, not a curated record. NCBI's taxonomy places the organism in Eukaryota, Viridiplantae, Streptophyta, Magnoliopsida, Zingiberales, Musaceae.
AGAAGGACAGGUGGGAGAAGGGCAGAGAGAGAGAGAGAGAGAGAGGAGACUCACUUGAGGCUGAGGCCGUCGCCAUUGAUGGAGCUCGUCCCCUACGCGUCCAACCGUAACCCGAACGUCCCCUGGUCCGAGAUGUUCCGCGCCGCCUCCCUCCGCCGCCCGCCGGACUCGCUUCCCCCCUCCCGCCCAUCUUCACCUCCUCAUCCCCGUCGCCGCCAGGAGGCACCGCCGCCUCCGUCCCCCGAGGCGGCCUCAGUCGAGUCCUCCCACGACGCCGCCCGCCUCGCUCUCUACAUCGCCAUGGCGCACGCCGGCCUCGCCCUCACCCUCCUCCUCCUUUACGGCCUCUACCGCCUCCUCCACGACUUCGUCCGCCCCCUCCAGUGGGCGCUCCUCUGCUCCAUCCCCCUCCACGAGCUCCAGCGCGCCCUCGUCGACUUCUGGUCCCCGCCUCUCCACCUGGGACUCGCCCCCGCCUUCCUUGCCGUCCCCGCUGCCCUCGUCCGCGCCUCCGCCGACACCCUCGCCGACCUCCGCACCGCCAUCCUCCGCCGAAAGCUCCGGCCCUCCCGCAAGGUCGGCUUUUCCCGCCUCAUCCGCUGGCUCGUCUCCUUCUGGGUCUUCAUCAUCUCUCACGAGCAGCUCGGCCCCGCUGCCACCGUCGCACUAUUCGCCCUCGGUCUCCUCCUGGCCAGCCCCACCGCGACCUCCGCCGUAAAAAAUGCCAGCUUCGUUCGCGGUCGGUCCUCCACACGCCCCUCUGAGCGGGGCGGUGGCGGAUUCUUCACCAAACGCAUCCUCAAGCACCUGAAUACCAUAAUCGCCGUCAGCUUAAUCGUCUGGAUGAUUAUCGGGGCCUUGGCCGGAGGCAUCUUCUUCUCCUACAAGAUCGGAGUGGAAGGGAAGGAUGCGGUGAUAUCGCUGAAAUCCCACGUCCAGAAGAGCAAUUACGCCGAGAGGAUCGGAUUCAAGAAGUGGUUGGACGACAACGAUAUCCCCGGCCUGGUGGAUCAAUACUCGGCCAACCUCUACGAUACUGUCUGGCAGCAGAUCGAUAGCUUGGCGGUCGAAUACAAUCUUACAGAUUUUGCCAAUGGUUUCCGGCAAUUCUUGAUCAGCCGAUCCAGGAACCCCACGGGAGGCGCUUCCACCUCUUUGAUGGCCUCGGCACAGCAUCCUUACAGCGUAAAGCUCCAAUCUUUGAGCAUCCACUUCAAGAAUCACGAUUGGGCAGAGAUCUACAAGGAAUUGGACUCGUUCUUCAGGGAAUUGCUGAUCACCAGAGAGGAUCUGGUGGUGACAGCGAAAGGGCUUGCUUUCCGAGGGAUGGAAAUCUCAAAGCGGGUUCUUUCGAGUAGUACUUCGGUCAUCGGUGGCAGUGCUAGUUUAAUGGUAUCCAUUGCCUUGAAGUUGGCCUCGGGUGCAGCCGAAGUAUUGAAUUUUGUUUCCCAGUUGACGGUUUUCCUGUGGGUGUUGUAUUAUCUCAUCACCUCGGAAUCAGGCGGGGUGACAGAGCAGGUCAUGGAUAUGCUGCCCAUGUCAAAAUGGGCAAGAGUACGUUGUGUCGAGGUUAUCAACCAUGCCAUCAGCAGUGUGUUCUUGGCCACAGCGAAGAUUGCAAUCUUCCAAGGUUGUCUGACAUGGCUGCUAUUCAGGUUCUGCUCUGUUCAUUUCGUGUAUACCUCGACUCUCCUUGCUUUUAUUAGCUCGUUGGUGCCUAUACUCCCACUUUGGCUGUCAACGAUCCCUGCUGCGGUUCAGUUGUUCAUGGAAGGCAAAUUUGUAUGGGCGGUUGUGGUCACGGCGAUCCACCUUAUGAUGAUGGAUUAUGGUACUACGGUGCUUCAGGAGGAUAUACCUGGGCAUAAUGCAUAUCUAACUGGCCUUAGCAUCAUUGGUGGCAUGACAUUGUUCCCUAAUGCUUUGGAGGGAGCCAUAAUGGGUCCGCUAAUUAUGACGGUUGUCAUUGCUUUGAAGAACUUGUAUGUGGAGUUUGUUCUUGCUGAUAAAGAGGAAAGUGGCAGAGAAUCUGUGGUUACUGAUAAAGAGAAUAGCAGCAGCUAGUUGUUAUUAAGAGCAUACCUUCAUAUAAGUAAGAUUAUGCAGACUGUUUAGCAUCAUUUCAGGAGCAUAUCAGAGAUUUCUAGUCACUGGACCGAUGUGGUAUAUUUAUCUUUUGUUGGCCGUUCCAUUUUAUUAGGGGUCAGUUAUUCUUUAGGAUGUGGAUUUUGUAUGUAUCGAUCAUUUUGUCGUUUGGUUGAUGAAAAAAUUGUAUAUUCCUUGUAUGAGUCUUACACAAGCAGUAAGUUAGUGUCAUUAAAGAGCGAUAAAGUGUUGCAAUAUUUGGAUCUGUAAGAACAAGUUCAUCUUAGCAUUUUUAAACAUUUGAAAAUAAGAUAUUCAUGUUAGCUUGAAACUAA